Molecule: messenger RNA, 1265 nt
Organism: Anneissia japonica
Lineage: Eukaryota; Metazoa; Echinodermata; Crinoidea; Comatulida; Comatulidae
Exons: 5
Coding region: 1-1050 (349 amino acids)
Source: RefSeq, a predicted model, not a curated record
AUGGGGCGAUGCCUGUCCAAGAAUAAGGUCGAGCCCAUCACAGAAGACAACCAAAUAUAUUUUAUUAAAAAGCAGUUGAAAGAACAUAAGAAGAUCAACAGAUUUCUCCGACUUGCCUUUUGGAGAAAAUCUAACAAAGUCGGAAUCCUCCCAGAAGGGGAGGAUACUCCAUCAGACCCUCCACUAGGGUGUAAGACGUCCUCUGUGGACAGCCUGUCUGACCAUGCGUCACUGAUGAGUCAUGACGAUAGGGUCAACGAGGAGCUAGUGAGGUUGAAGGAUGAAAACUCAACUGCAAACAUCGUUCCAUCAGUAAACCUUCCUGCCCGCCGCCUUCCACCGAUCGGCAUGAACCGAAGCCUGCCGACCAUACAGCAGGACAUGAGCUCGUGUCAAAUCCUGGAGAAGCUUCGAGAGUCUGGAGUUAUUACCAACACUAAGCCUGGACGAAGCGGCUGCUCGUUCGAUAUCAUAGACCGAGCAACACCGGUACUGGAUAUGCCACGAUCAUUGUCCAGACUACAAGAGCGAGAGGAAGACACCGACAACGCGGAAGGAAUUGCGAGGAUUGAGAGGAAGCUCACAGCGGCUGAACGACGACGCAAUGAGUUUCUUGGUCGAAGAAAACAACAACUAGCCGUUCGUCGAUCCGAAAUAAUGCAGAAAAAGGUAGCGGACCAGCGCGAGGCUCGACGGAACCGUCUUAAAGCCAAAAUGAGCGACGCCGAGGCGAGAAGACAGAACCAGCUUCUUUUAAAGGCAAAUCAGGCAAAAUUUAACAGCAGAGAUGUCAAAGAAAAGCUUUCUAAGAUCGAAAAUGAGAAGAAGACCAGCGCUUUCAAUACCUUGCAGCAAAAACAAAACGCCGCCGACAAAGUUCUUCAGAAGAAGGAAGAUGAACGCGCCCUUGCUCAAUUAGCCAACCAGAAGCGCCACCAAGCCGUUCAGUGGAAAAUCAAGGAAGAGAUCCUGCGUGAAAAGGUGGAUAUGGAUUACGAAAUGGAUCCUGACGUUUCAUUCUUUGCUUAUGAAGAAAAAUAUGAUCUGUAAAUUUAACAUCUAAAAUAUUUGUAUUUUACAAGUUUAUAACUUGUUAUAUGUUUGCAAGUUUAUCAUUUAAAAACUUGUUCUUUUUUUUUUAACGUUUUACAAGUUUUUGGCGUAAAAAAGCUUGUUAUAUGUUUGCAAGUUCAUCAUUUGAAAACUUGACAUUUUUUAUAGAAUGUAUAUCUAUAACGUUUUACAAGUUUUAGCGUAUAAAAAAU